UCUUCCAUUCUAUUUUCAAUUACCAAAAAAAGCCGAAGUAUCUUGGAAUCCAUUUUCAGAAUCUUAAAAUCAUAUUUUUUUACAUAACAUAAAUGUCAUCUUCUGAAGAAACAUUAGCCAUGGAUAUGGAACUCAUCACCCGACAUCUUCUUACAGACUUCGCUUCCUUUGAUUCUUUUCUUGCCAAUAUCGAUCGCUGUACCUCCAUGGUUGAAACCCCAAAAUUCCCUCAAACUUCCAGCCCUAAACAAUCUACCCUGAGCCAACGUCGUCCCGCUGUGAACGUGACGAUCCCGGCAGCAAAACUGGACAUGAGCACCACGGAUUGUGACCAGAAAAGGCAUUACAGGGGCGUUAGGAGACGACCGUGGGGCAAAUUCGCUGCCGAAAUCAGAGACCCGAACAGAAAAGGGGCUAGGGUUUGGCUUGGGACCUUCGACACCGCCAUCGAAGCUGCUAAAGCUUAUGAUAGAGCAGCGUUUAAGCUGCGGGGAAGCAGGGCGAUUGUGAAUUUCCCUCUUGAAGCAGGGAAAUCUAAUUCUUCGGAGUCGGAAUUAACAGAGGAUUCCACUUCGUCUUGUAUGAAAAGGAAAAGAGAGGAGGAGGAUGAAGAAAGAAGCAUGGAGAAUAAAGCAGUGAAAAGAGAGGUAAAAGAGGCGGUACCGGCGAAGGAGGCGGAAAGUGUAACGCCGGGAGCAUGUUUAACUCCGUCGAAUUGGACGGGAUUUUGGGACAGUGAAGAUAUGAAGGGAAUAUUCAGUAUCCCUCCGUUAUCUCCGUUAUCUCCCCAUCCGUUUGGGUGUUCGAGGCUUGCGGUCAUGUGAAAAAUAA
Messenger RNA from Hibiscus syriacus, 831 nucleotides. RefSeq names its product ethylene-responsive transcription factor ERF105-like. The coding region runs from base 93 to 824 and encodes 243 amino acids. The record is from RefSeq and is a predicted model, not a curated record. The transcript has a single exon. Lineage: Eukaryota; Viridiplantae; Streptophyta; Magnoliopsida; Malvales; Malvaceae. Gene Ontology annotation, molecular function: DNA-binding transcription factor activity; DNA binding. Gene Ontology annotation, biological process: ethylene-activated signaling pathway; regulation of DNA-templated transcription.